AUGAAGAAGAUUUUUGGCUUCAGGAGUAAGGGCCCAUCGCCCUUAGGCCCCUCUGGCCGCCCGCGGAGCAACUGCGUGGGCUUUGGACGUGAGAGUGCUAGUGGCUCCCACGUGCCCAGGUACCACAUUCAUGACAAGGAUAUGGGAAAGAUCCACAAGGCUGCAAGUGUGGGUGAUGUAGCCAAAGUGCAGCAUAUCCUUAUCCUUGGGAAAUGUGGCGUGAACGAUAGAGACAAGAAGGACAGGACUGCUCUACAUCUUGCCUGUGCUUACGGCCACCCAGAAGUGGUGACUCUCUUGGUAGAGAGAAAAUGCGAGGUAGAUGCCUGUGACGGCGAGAACUGCACCGCUCUCAUUAAGGCCGUACAAUGCCAGGAAGAAGAAUGUGCAGCUAUCCUGUUGGACCACGGUGCUGAUCCAAAUGUGAUGGACAGCAGUGGCAACACUGCCCUUCACUAUGCGGUCUACAGUGAGAACACGUCCAUAGCUGCCAAACUGCUCGCACACAAUGCAAAUAUAGAAGCCAAAAACAAGGAUGACCUAACACCUGUGUUACUUGCUGUAAAGGAAAAUAAACAGCAUAUUGUGGAAUUUUUAGUAAAGAAGAAAACAAGUAUGCAUGCAGUUGAUCAGCUUGGAAGCAACAGGCAAAUAUUUGAAUAUGAUGGGAAGAGACUAAAAAACUCUGAAAACAGCAAUCCAGUGGAUAAUGGUUCUGAAGAUGGCUCUUUAACCAGGUCUUCUAACACGCCUGAUCCUGCUGAUUCCUGGCCCACAUCAGAUGAGGAUGACUAUAACUUUGAUACCAAGAAUGUCCCCAAAAUUAAUUUAACGGAGUUGUGGACCGCUGCUCAGCAGUCUAAGGAAAAACAAACAAAAUGUGGCUUUGAAGAACUAGACAAUAGAGCCCUGUUUGACGAUAGUAAUUCCACUAGUGAAAAUGACGACGCCAUUGAGAUUGAGCCUGCAUCAUCAGCCAGAGUCCAGACCCUCUCUCCGUCCUGUCAGUCACCCGACCCUGUGGAAGGAGCAACUGAGCCAGCAAUUGAAGGAGAAGAAAACGGUACCGAUAUUAUUGAGAGCGCAUCACAGGAACAGCCAAAUCAUGGCAAUUUAACCCGUGCUGAUGGUUGGCACAAAAGUAAUAAAAGUGAAAUGAUGUCUGCGUUAGGAUUAGGAGAAGAUGAAGAUGGAGACUCCCCUUGGGAUUCUGAGAGUAUCUCCGAGAGUGUUUCACUGAGAGACAUAGGUCACUUAUCUGGGACUGCAGAUCACACUGGAAAGAUACAUGGACAGAUAGAAGAUGUGACUUAUAUACCUUCUUGCAUGAGUGGAUCAAGAAACUUUAAGAUGGCUAAACUAGAGGAGUCAAGAAAUGUAGGCAUUCCAGUAGCCCACAUGGAGGCCCCCAGAAAAUAUCCAGUGAUGGAGCCUACCAUUGAAAGGAGGGCUCCUGUUCUGAACAAAACCAAGACAGUGGGAAUGAAGGAUGUACAAACGUUGAAAUCAGAGCCAGGAACAGUAUCAAGAGAGGAGCAGACACGUCUCAGUGGCACUGAGGACAGCCAGCCGAAGGUUGAAGAAAAGAGAAAAUACAAAAAUAAUGAAGCAGAACUAUCAGGAAAUCUACACAGAGGUGCUGCUGACAGUGGUGCUGAUGUAAAGCCCCAGACUGGAGACACUGAUAACCAGCAGUUUCCCAGGAAGGGGAGUGAGGGACAUGGCAGUGGUCCUGCCUUGCUUAUGAAGGAAGCAAAGAAAAAGGGAAGUGAAAAAUGGCUAUCCAAAGAGUCUGUUGUGACGGCAGUGACUGAGAGCGCUGGCUCACCAGCUGGUGGCUCGCUACAAAUGCAGGAUGACUCCCGCUGGAGUGACACGGACCAAAGUGAAUCCAGGCCCACAAAGAAAACAUCUAAUAAAAAUAACAAGGACAGCAAGCAGACUGCUGCCGUGGGCAACCUCGACGACUUCACUGAGUCAUCUGAAACAACCUCCGAGGACCAUGAGCUCCAGGGCCCCGAUUACGAGAGCAUUUUGUGUGAAAUCGAGCAUCUCAGACUGGAGUGUAAAGAUACUGUUAGUCUAUUGAAAAUCCGGGAUGCUGUUUAUUCAUACAAAAGAUUAAUAGAACUUAAAAGAAGCCACUGCGAACUACUUACAGGAAAACUGAAAAGAAUGGAGAACAGAUAUAAGGGAUUACAGCAGGAAGUGUCAGAGACAGAAGAAGUGAAGUCACGGCUGGAGCAUGAGAAGGUCGGAUGGGAGCAGGAGCUCUGCAGGCUGAGGUUUGCACUGAAACAAGAGGAAGAGAAGAGAAGAAGUGCAGAUCAGCUUUCUGAGAAAACCGUGGAGCAACUUAGAAGGAGAGGCGAGCAGUAUCAGAGCGAGGUGGAAGCCAGGCAGCAGCUUGAAGUCUCUCUCAGGACCCUGGAGAUGGAGCUGAAGACGAUGAGAAGUCACCUCAACCAGGUUUUAGAGGAACGAAAUGAGGCUCAGCGGCAGCUUUCCCGAGAACAGAAUGCCAGAAUGUUACAAGAUGGGAUUCUUGCAAAUCAUCUCUGCAAGCAAAAGGAGCUAGAGAUGACACAGAAGAAAAUGACUUCUGAGGUUUCUGUUAGUCAGGAAAAAGAAAAAGAUCUAUUGGAUAAAAACCAGAGGCUGCAGGAUGAAGUUGCUGUGUUAAGACUAGAAAUGGACACAAUAAAAAACCAUAACCAGGAGAAGGAAAAGAAGUAUCUUGAGGAUAUUAAGAUUGCAAAUGAGAAGAAUGAUAAUCUUCAAAGGAUGAUAAAGCUGAAUGAAGAAACAUUUACAAAAACAAUAUUCCAGUAUAGUGGACAGCUUAAUAGUCUUAAAACUGAGAACACAAUGCUGAAUUCUAGGCUGGACAACGAAAAACAAAGUAAGGAGAGAUUGGAAACAGACAUUGAGUCGUUCCGAUCUCAACUGGCUUCCGCUCUGCAUGAGCAUGCUGAAAUUCAGACAGCAAAGAGAGACCUAGAAACGGCUUUCCAGAGAGCAAGAGAUGAGUGGUUCCGUCUGAAAGACAAGAUGAAUUUUGACAUGUCUAACCUCAGAGACAGCAAUGAGGUUCUCUCCCAGCAGCUUUCUAAAACUGAAAGAAAAUUGAAUAGCCUGGAAAUCGAGUUUCAUCACACAAAAGACGAGCUCAGAGAGAAGACGCUGGCUUUGAAGCAUGUGCAGAGAGACCUCAGCCAGACACAGUGCCAGAUGAAGGAGGUGGAGCACAUGUUUCAGGAUGAGCAAGGGAAAGUGAAUAAAUACAUGGGAAAGCAGGAGUCCAUAGAGGAGAGGCUGGCUCAGCUGCAGAGUGAGAACACGCUGCUCCGACAGCAACUAGACGAUGCUGCCAACAAGGCCGAGAGCAAAGACAAGACAAUAGUGACCAUCCAAGACCAGUUCCAGGAUGUGCUAAACAGAUUCCAAGCUGAGAGUCAGAAGCACAGCCUGAGGCUAGAAGACAGAAACCAGGAGUUAAUCAUUGAGUGCAGUCAUCUAAAAGAAAGAAUGUGUCAGUACGAGACUGAGAAAGCAGAAAGAGAAGUAGUUGUAAGACAACUUCAACAAGAACUGGCAGAUACCCUGAAAAAGCAGUCAAUGUCAGAGGCUUCGCUAGAAGUUUCCUCCCGCUACCGCAACAAUUUAGAAGAGGAGGCACGAGACUUAAAGAAGAAAUUAAGUCAGGUCAGAAGUCAGUUGCAAGAGGCACAGGAUCAACACAGAGAGGCUGUACAGCGUGCUGAGAAGAUGGAAGACCACCUACAAAAGCUUGAACUUGAAAAUUCCAAGUUCGAAGUUACAAUAAAAAAGCAAUCAGAGGAAAUCAAACAACUUCAGGAAAACCUGUCAAAUGUGAAUUUGUCUGAAGAGGAUAAGGAAAAACUGAAGAAGCUUAUGGAGUUGAAAGAGUCUCUGGAAUAUACUUUGGAUCAAGAACAGAAGAGAAGUGGUGCUUUAGAAAAGGAACUGACAGAAUUUAAGGAAGUAUUAAAAAUGACCAAAAAAGAAUUAAAUGAAUAUGAAAACAGAGAACUUAAUCUUCUUCAAGAUAUAAAAAGCAAUCAACUUGAAAUGGAUAUCCCAGUUAAUACACUAAUAAAAAAGAUUGAUGAUCUUACAGCAAAACUGGAAACUGCAUCUUCAAAAUGUCUACAUCUGGGUAAAAAAAAUCAGCUGCUCCAGCAGGAAUUACUCUUGAUGAGAAGUAUACAAAAGAAGUGUGGGAAACUAGAGAAGAAUAAAAAGCAAUUGGAGCAGGAGGUGGUGAGCCUCAGAAGUCACAUGGAGAAGAACAUGGUGGAGCACAGUCAAGUGCAGCAGUAUGCGCGGGAGGUCGAAGAGCGGGCGAGGCAGGACUUGGUGGAAAAAUUAAAACAGGUCAACCUCUUCUUGCAGGCUCAAGCAGCAUCCCAGGAGAACUUGGAGCAGUUAAGAGAGAACAGUAACGCUUCAGUUAGAAGUCAGAUGGAGCUCAGGAUCAAAGACCUGGAAUCCCAGCUCUACAAAAUGAAAGCCCAGGAAGACUUUGAUAAAAUAGAACUAGAAAAGUAUAAGCAGCUCUACCAAGAAGAGUUCAGAGUUAGAAAGUCGCUGUCAAGUAAACUAAACAAGACUAGUGAGAAGCUGGAGGAGGCCAGCACCAAGCUGCUCCUGGAGGAGCAGCAGAACAGGUCUUUGCUGAACACUCUAAGUACAAGGCCUGUUGUAGAGUGUCCUUGUGUUGGAAGUCUUCAUAAUAGUUUGGUAUUCAACAGAACUCUUAUUCCAAGAGAAAACAUAGUGGUUCCUACCUCAGGCCUACAGCCAUCAAAUAAAAGAGUGGAGAUCUACCUGACCAAGAUGCAUCAAGAGUUGGAAAAAAGUAUAAACAGAGAACUUAAAGAAGCUACUGCUGAACUUGAAUCUGAGUUCUGCAGAGUUUCUCCCCUUGGAUCUGCUACUAAACCAAGCCAAGAUCUACUCUCAGAAGCAUCACAAGAAUAUAUAGACAUUUUAAAGAAAAAAUAUAUGAUCUGCUGAAUUUAAAAGAGAAAAAGGAAGGAAAGGCGUGAAAGUAGAAGUGGGACUGUCUGGGAGAAGGACCAAAGGGAGAGAGGACCGGAGCAGAUAAAGGGGUGUACGCCGUGUGUGUGUGUGUGUGUGUGUGUGUGUGUGUGUGUGUGUGUGUCUGAAAUGUCUCAACAGCCUGGGUAUGGUGGCACGUGUCUUUGACUCUAGCACCUGGGAAGCAGAGGCUGGUAGAUCUCUGAAUUCAAGGACAAUCAGAGCUACGUGUCUCACACAGAAAAAUAAAGUCAUAAUGAAACCUGCUAUUUUAUACAAAUAAUACACAUUAAUAUAUAUGAUCUAAAAUAUGAUAUU
Molecule: messenger RNA, 5382 nt
Organism: Grammomys surdaster
Lineage: Eukaryota; Metazoa; Chordata; Mammalia; Rodentia; Muridae
Gene: Ankrd30a
Product: ankyrin repeat domain 30A
Exons: 34
Coding region: 1-5040 (1679 amino acids)
Molecular function (GO): protein binding
Source: RefSeq, a predicted model, not a curated record